UACACUCUGUCCAUAACAAUAACUAUGUCAUAUUACACUAUUACACCACUUAAAAUCAAGAGGGCUUUGCGACCCCCCCCCCCCCAUGGCUCAUUGGUGCCCUCCUAAGGGGGUCGUGAGCAUGUGAAUGCAGCAUAAGUCCUCUUCUGCAGGUCAGAUGAACCAAUAAAAAAAAAGAGAUAAAAGAUAAAUAAAGUAAUGAGUGAUCCCUCUACUUCCUAAUAAAAGGAGCAUCAGUGUAAAUGCAGCUGUUGUCUCAUUUCUUGGACCUCCCCUCCCCUCCCACAGGACCCCCCUCGGUCCCCGGGCCGCAGCUUGGGAACCACCGGGUUUAAGCCAUCCCUCUCCGCAGGCUCCAUGCUACUAUUGUCUAACAAGAGAGCGGGCUAUUUGCAAAAUAAAGGUAGCCUACUGUCCUGGUCUUAGGCGCUAUGUUGGCAGAUACACAGGAGCAGGGUGGGAUGUUAAUGUGCAGCUGAAAUGAGCGGGUAUUAUCAGCGGUAGUCCUCCUGUGUCUCCCCACGGACAGCCUCCGCUCCUCGGCGGUCGGAUGCUGGAAGUCCUCGCUGAUAAGGGAGCACGCAGGGCUCGCAGAGAAAAGGGAGAAGGGACGCGGAAGGAAGGAAGCAAGGAAGGAAGGAUAGGGGAGCAUUUUAAUACCAAAUCGGGACACAUGUUGAGCUAACGGCCCGCUCCACCUCCCCCCUUCUUCUCCUCUCAAAUGCAUUUGUUGCCUCAAUCGCUUUCCCGUUACUAAUUACUCCGCGGUAGGAUCCAGCGGACCUCCUCUCUCCGGCUCCGAGGAUCCUCACACACCGUUUCUGGGGCACGAUCAUGGAUCUCAGCAAAAUCGCUGUCAGCAUCAAUAAGGCCAUCAACACACAGGAGGUCGCUGUCAAAGAGAAGCAUGCCAGGACCUGCAUCUUGGGGACCCAUCAUGAGAAAGGCGCCCACACUUUCUGGGCGGCGGUCAACCGGCUCCCUCUCUCCAGCAACGCAGUGCUCUGCUGGAAGUUCUGCCACGUCUUCCACAAGCUGCUGAGGGAUGGCCAUCCGAAUGUGAUAAAGGACUCCAUGAGGAACAAGGCUGAUUUAACUGAUAUGAGCAGGAUGUGGGGUCACCUGAGUGAAGGCUAUGGGAAGCUGUGCAGCAUCUACCUCAAACUGCUCAUCACCAAAAUGGAGUUCCACAUCAAAAACCCUCGUUUCCCUGGCAACCUGCAGAUGUCAAACAGACAGCUUGACGAGGCGGGAGAGAACGAUGUUAACAACUUCUUCCAGUUGACAGUAGAGAUGUUUGACUACCUGGAGUGCGAGCUCAACCUCUUCCUGGGUGUGUUUAGCUCUCUAGACAUGUCACGUUCGGUGUCGGUGACGGCGGCGGGCCAGUGUCGCCUGGCCCCCCUUAUCCAAGUCAUCCUGGACAGCAGCCACCUGUAUGACUACACCGUCAAGCUGCUGUUUAAGCUACACUCCUGCCUUCCAGCAGACACUCUCCAGGGCCACAGAGAUCGCUUCCAGGAACAGUUUAAGAAGUUAAAGAGUCUGUUCUAUCGCUCCAGUAACUUGCAGUAUUUUAAGAGGCUGAUUCAGAUCCCACAGUUGCCUGAGAACCCUCCAAACUUCCUGCGUGCUUCAGCUCUGUCGGAACACAUCAGCCCCGUGGUCGUGAUCCCUGCCGAGUCGUCGUCCCCUGAGUCGGAGCACGUGGUGGAGACAGACGACCUGGUGGACACAGACGUCCCCGUGUUGCCGGCUGCUCUGGAGACCAAGUUUGACGACCUGUUUGGCACCUCGGCUGCUAUAGACCCCUUCAACUUCAACAGUCAGAACGGCAUGAGGAAGGAAGACAAAGACCGUCUGAUUGAACAGCUGACGAGGGAGAUCCAGGCCCUCAAAGACGAGCUGGAGUCUUUCAGACUGGAGAGUGGUCGCUUGUGUCAGGCGCUGAGGGGGCGUGUCAAUGAGCUGGAGGCGGAGCUUGCAGAGCAGAGCCACCUGAGGCUGCAGGCCGUAGGGGAGAGCGAGUUCCUGAAAGCAGAGCUUGAUGACCUGCGGAGGGUCCGAGAGGACACGGAGAAGGAGCAGCGGAGCCUGACGGAGAUCGAGAAAAAAGCUCAGGCCAACGAGCAGCGCUACACCAAACUGAAGGAGAAGUACUCAGAGCUGGUUCAGAGUCAUGCAGACCUGCUGAGGAAGAACGCAGAGGUGACCCGGCAGAUGACGGUGGCUCGGGCAGCACAGGACGAAGUGGAGGCAGUGAGGAGAGAGAUGCAGGAGAAGGUGAAGGCCGCUCAGGAGGUUGCAGACAGACAGGAGCGCGAACAGCUGGAGCAGCUUCAGGAGCUCCAGAGAGAGCUGAUGUCCAGCAGGACGGAGCUGGACUCCCUGAAGACCACCAUGGCCUCAUCACAACAGGCUUCGAGUGAGGUGCUCAGCAACCAGCUGGUCGCCCUGGAGUCUGAGAAGGCGGAGCUCGUGCAGUCCUUGUCGAGGGUGGAGGCGGAGCUGACUGUCCGGGGGGAGGAGCUAGAGCGAGUCCAGAGCUCGCUGGCAACUGAGAGGGAGAGCGGGGUGAAGACAGCAGAAGCCCUGCAGAAUCAGCUCAAUGAGAAGGAGAGCAGGGAGCAGGAGUUGGAGAGCCAGCUGGUCGCAGCUCGCUGGUCCAGCCUGCAGGGAGCUGUGGAGGAAGCGGAGAAGAUCAUCCAGGACUCACUGGCUCAGAUAGAUGACCCGGCGCACAUCAGCUGCACCAGCUCUGCAGACUACCUAGCAUCCAGAUGUCAGGCCUCUUUGGACUGCAUGGACCGACUCCAAUCUGCCAGAGAGGCCUUCCUGGCUGACAGCACGGGUGUUUCUGGGCUGGUACGAGUGGUGACCCAGUGUGGUCACCUGGUGGGCGACACCAUUGUUCAGGGUAGUGCCACCUCCCACAUGGUGCCUGUGGAGCAAGCUGAUGCCCUGUCAGAGAGUGUGAAGGUGUGCGGGGCUGAAGCUCUGGCUCUGCUGGGCCAGAUGAAGCAGCAGGACAGCCUGGGUGCAGCAGACAACAGCAAGCUGAAGGCGGCUCUGGAGGCCAUCUUUGCCGCAGCAGAGAAACUGCGUCCUCGGGGUUUGGAGCUGCAGCAGGGGGAGCUGGGAGAUCUAGUGGAGCAGGAAAUGGCUGCCACUUCCGCUGCUGUGGAAUCGGCAGCUGCCAGGAUAGAGGAAAUGCUCAACAAGUCUCGAGCAGUUGAUACAGGAAUCAAGAUGGAGGUCAACGAGAGGAUUUUGGCCUCCUGCACAGAGCUGAUGCAGGCCAUCAAGCAGCUCGUCCUGUCUUCCAAAAAUCUGCAAAGGGACAUCGUGGAGAGUGGCAGGGGGGCAGCCACCAUGAAGGAAUUUUAUGCCAAGAACUCCCGCUGGACUGAGGGCCUGAUCUCUGCCUCCAAAGCAGUGGGAUGGGGCGCCACGGUCAUGGUAGAUGCUGCUGACCUGGUGGUGCAGGGCAAAGGGAAGUUUGAGGAGCUGAUGGUGUGUUCACAUGAAAUAGCUGCCAGCACAGCACAGCUAGUGGCGGCCUCCAAGGUAAAAGCAGACAAAGACAGCGCCAACCUGCACCGCCUGCAGCAGGCGUCCCGGGGCGUCACACAGGCCACUGCUGCUGUCGUGGCCUCAACCAAGUCUGGGAAGUCCCAGAUUGAAGACACAGAUACAAUGGACUUCUCCAGCAUGACUCUCACUCAGAUCAAACGACAAGAGAUGGACUCACAGGUCCUGGUUCUGGAGCUGGAGACCCGUCUGCAGAAGGAGCGAGAGCGUCUGGGCGAGCUGAGGAAGAAACAUUACGAGCUGGCGGGGGUAGCGGAGGGCUGGGGCGAGCAGGAAGAGGGUACGGGUUGAGACCUGCUGCUCCCGUCAUCCCGCUCCCGCUCCUCCACCAGAAGACCGGCUUCUGUCUGCCUCUUUCUAUUUAUACACUUUCACUCUUUCUUCCUUGUUUUCUUCUCUCUCUCUCUCGUUUUGUUUGUUUUUUAUCUAAGCCAAAUUAAAAGGUGCUUCUUUUCUAAACCCGCCCCUCCACCCGUGUCCAAAAGUUUCCAUACAGGGACAGCACCAAGGGCUCAGCGACGAGGGGGGCAUCAAAGGGAGGAACAAAUGGAUGUAAGGAGCGGAGGGUGGGGCACGCAGCCAGACGUCACCACCCCCCACCAGCCUCUCCCCCAAAGGACUGUGUUGAUGAAAAGCAGUCGAAGUGAAGUGGAUCCGUUUCAUCGUGUAUUUAUUGUCCUUUUCUUCCCCGCUUUUUAAUAACGGUGUCACAGCGGAGACGCUACGAGCACAAGUUCUACUCGAGACAUCCCAGGAAGCACCGCACAAGGGCCAACCUCUGAGCAGCAAAGAGGGGGAAUCAUUGACUGUUGUCGCCGUGCCCCAGCCCCCAAAUUCAUGUCUCUGUGUAAUGUACAUGGCGUGCAUGCUCUCCUACUUAAACAAGUGUCAUGGGCUUAUAACACUGUCGGAGCCUGAGCUGCUCUUUGUCCGUCUUUACACUCCUCCCCUAGUUUCUUCCUGUUCUUUUCUCACUGUGAGUUAUCACCUUAUUAAGUCCAUACGGCUUCACCGGCUGGUUCACUGGACUUUCUGCCUUUCACCUCUCCACCAUUGUAACGACCGUGACUGUUAACUCGACCUGGCCCCCCCUUUUUUUUCACAAUUAUUUUAACAGAUGCUCACAUGGAAACUCUUCAAACCGCUCCAAACUGGGGAGUCAUUUCAGGAAAGGAAAGGAAAGUAGCACCGUUGUUUUUUAUUUCCUCUCAACAGUCUUCUCCCUGUGAGCUUUGAGACUGCCAACUACCUCAUGCUACAUCGUCAGAGGUAGCGGUGCAUCAUGGGUAGGACUGAUGAGAGAGAACCCGCUGUUCAAACACUGAAAUCGGGGCCCUUUUUGUCAUUUCCCCCUUUUUUAUUGGUUAAAAGCAGGAAAGCGGGUAAGUGGGAGGAAGACCUCUUUUUAUAUAGAAUAAAGCAACAACACUUUUGAGUGUGCUACUUUUCUUCCUCAGCAACAACAGAAAAACGUAAAGCCGUUAAAUAAAGUUUAAAACCCGUAUCGGUGCGUAUUUUUUACACAGCGAUCAAGCAGCACUACAACUGAUCUGUCGCACAAGCUUUGGAGGCGGAGCUGUGAUCCACAUGCUGACAGCGUCGUCUUCCUGGGGACGUUCUGACUCUGCCAGUGUUCCCAGUGACACCCGCUCACUCAGAGAAGGAGCAACAAAAGGAAACCCUAAAACAAAAAAAAGUUUGACGUCUUUUUGCUCAAACUUGAAUAUGAGUUUUGGGACUGUUAAGGCUGCACAAACCUUUAUCAGUGACAUAUUUUACCUGGUUUAUCACCUGAUCUCACCUCUUCAGACACCCUGCAGGACUGACUGUUUUAUAAACCCUUCGCUGACUAACAGUCUGCAUUGCCAGGACCACAAAGGACUCGGAAGUACGCAGCCACUCGGUGACUGCUGUGUUUUCAAUUGCUUCCUAAAGACCAAGUAGCUGUGUAUAUAAACUACAAGCCUUCUAUUGUUGGAAAUAAUCUUUUGCUUUCUUUAAGUCUAAAAGCAUUCAAUAGCAUUACUUUUGUUGCAUCUGUUCAAGUAAGGAUUCAGUUUAAUUGAAUUAGGGAUACAAAAUGGUGCACAUGAAUGCCACAGGAGAGAGAGGUGGUUGUUUAACUGAAUUUCUUACUGCGAUUGAUGGACUGACUUUUCCGCUUGUUGCCAGUGGACUCUGUGAGCAGCCUGAUCUUGCCUUUGUGUAAACCAUGAGACGAGUAGACAUCAAACACCUUAUUUCUUCUUUCUGUUGGAUGGAUGGCACGUUUGCCUCUUUCUGUGUCUUAACAUACUUCGUUUGGACGCUCCGCUUCAGCUGUGUAUCUGAAUAAUAGAAAAAGUUGUGACACUGGUUUAUUUAACAGACGCUGGUCAAAUAGUAUGUGCCAAUAAUUCUUCUAAUGCAGUUGUGACACUUGCAGAAGCAGAUGGGUGCAACGAAGAAACAGAAAAAUGUUUUAUUAGACAGACUUUGAAAUAAUUUCCUCACUCAUCUGCUGCUCCAAGCAGGAUAAAACAAACAGCAGGUAUUAUUUGCAGUACUCUUCUGUCCAGGUCUUUGUAUUUAAUAAUGAUUUUAGCUGUGUUCUGUCACCUCUUCUACACCUGGGGAGCCGAUGUCAUUAGAAAUUGGAUUAUAAAACAAAAACGUUGCCACUUACAGAAGGAUAGAUCUACUUUUUACAGUAUUUCAAGUGUCUGGAAAGACUAAUUGAACGCACCUUGAGUGAUGUUUGGUUGUAUUUUUGCCCAAAUAUUCUUUAUUAACCUCUCUCUCUCUCUCUCUUUGUCUGUCUCUCCUCUCUCUGUCCGUCUCCUCUCUCUCGGGUCUGUGUCUGUAGUCGUACCAGCUCAGCCAGCCUUUCAAACUGCCUCACACUGUAGUAAAAGAGAAACAAAUACUCACAUAGCAACAUUGAAAUGUGUCUUUGUAUGAUAUACUAAAACUAUGUUGGUGGGUUUGUUUUUAUUUUUUCAGUUUUUAAAAAUAAAUAUUUCAACUCGUUAAUACAGA
This is a messenger RNA of Epinephelus lanceolatus (giant grouper), 6609 nucleotides long. The record is from RefSeq and is a predicted model, not a curated record. Lineage: Eukaryota; Metazoa; Chordata; Actinopteri; Perciformes; Serranidae.